Messenger RNA from Emiliania huxleyi CCMP1516, 492 nucleotides. RefSeq lists its product as hypothetical. The annotation marks the transcript as partial. Gene Ontology annotation, molecular function: oxidoreductase activity, acting on paired donors, with oxidation of a pair of donors resulting in the reduction of molecular oxygen to two molecules of water. Lineage: Eukaryota; Haptophyta; Isochrysidales; Noelaerhabdaceae. The record is from RefSeq and is a predicted model, not a curated record. The transcript is spliced from 3 exons.
AUGGUCCUCGCCGCCCUCUACGGCAGCUCGCUCUCGCGCGCCAACACCGAGGAGAGCUCGCUCGACACCCUGACAAAGACCACCAUCCCGUACAAGGACCAGGAGCGCAAAUGCUCCUCGUUCCCUCCGCCGCUGAAGGACAUCCGCUUCACGAUGGCCACGUACAUCACACUGACGCAGCUGCUUGGCUUUGCGGGCAUCUUCUUCGUCGCCACCAUCUGGUGGGCCUUCAUCCUCUGGCCAAUCACCGGCUUUGGCAUCACCGGCGGCGCGCACCGGCUGUGGGCGCACCGCAGCUACAAGGCGUCCUUCGCCUACCGCUUCGUCGUGAUGCUGGUCAACUCGUGCGCCAACCAGGGCACCAUUUUCCACUGGGCGCGCGACCACCGCACGCACCACUUCCACUCGGAGACGGUGGCCGACCCGCACGACGCGAUCCGCGGGUUUUGGUUUGCGCACAUGGGGUGGCUGUACCUCAAAAAGGACCCGCGC